Adineta ricciae is the source of this 567-nucleotide messenger RNA. The record is from the annotation of a GenBank genome assembly. Lineage: Eukaryota; Metazoa; Rotifera; Eurotatoria; Adinetida; Adinetidae.
AUGAUUAAGGCAAUUCUCGUCUUUAAUAAUUCCGCUAAACCGAGACUGAUCAAAUUCUAUGAGCAUUAUUCCGAAGAGAUUCAACAACAAAUUGUUCGAGAAACGUAUCAACUGGUGUCGAAACGAGAUGACAACGUGUGUAAUUUUCUCGAAGGUGGCUCAUUGAUUGGUGGCAAUGAUUAUCGUCUAAUCUACCGGCACUAUGCGACGUUAUAUUUUAUAUUUUGUGUCGAUAGUUCUGAAAGUGAAUUGGGAAUAUUAGAUUUAAUUCAAGUAUUCGUUGAAACACUUGAUAAAUGCUUUGAGAACGUUUGCGAACUUGAUCUGAUAUUCCAUGCGGACAAAGUUCAUUUUAUUCUUCAAGAACUCUGUCUCGGAGGAAUGGUUUUAGAAACGAGUAUGAAUGAAAUCGUGGCACGUAUCGAUGAGCAGAGCAAACUGGAGAAACAAGAAGCGGGAAUAUCUGCGGCACCCAACAAAGCAAUGACGGCUAUUAAAGAAAUGAAUUUACCGCAGAAAAUCAAAGAUAUGAAAUUAUCUGAUCUGAAUUUGAAUUUACGUUUUUAA